This is a messenger RNA of Vanessa atalanta (red admiral), 2832 nucleotides long. It is a transcript of the gene aop, whose product is annotated as ets DNA-binding protein pokkuri. Gene Ontology annotation, cellular component: nucleus. Lineage: Eukaryota; Metazoa; Arthropoda; Insecta; Lepidoptera; Nymphalidae. Gene Ontology annotation, biological process: cell differentiation; regulation of transcription by RNA polymerase II. Bases 278 to 1687 code for a protein of 469 amino acids. The transcript has 5 exons. The record is from RefSeq and is a predicted model, not a curated record. Gene Ontology annotation, molecular function: sequence-specific DNA binding; DNA-binding transcription factor activity, RNA polymerase II-specific.
CCGCCACCGCAUCGUCAGUCCGCGUCGAAGAGUUGCCCGCGACGCUUGUCUGCGAGCUUGAUCCCUCAGAUACGCUGCUGGUUUACGGCGUGCCGUAACACGACACGUUUGGAGGGACCGCCGCUGCUACGCGUGUGCCUGGUGCUCUGUGAACACUGGAUACUGUGCUUCUAGUGCUGUGACAAUGCGAAUGUGCUGAUUUUACAAGUUUACGUCUUCGCCUAAAAGGAUUUUUGACGACACCGCCAGUUCCGGAUCAGCUCAGCCGAACAUCGUGAUGAAAGUAGUUAGCCUACAACUGCCGUCAGGGCCCAGCAUGGAGCGGUUACCGCUACCAUUUAGCCCGACGGAACUUCUUUGGCGUUACCCAUUACCUUGGGCGCCACCUCCACCUUCACCGCUUGGUGAUACAAAGGCUCAACUACCAGCCGGUCUUCCUCCAGAACCAAGAUUAUGGACCCGUGAAGAUGUAGCCGUUUUUUUAAAAUGGUGCGAAAGGGAGUUCGAUCUGCCUAAUUUCGAUAUGGAUCUUUUCCAGAUGAAUGGCAAAGCUCUUUGUCUUCUAACUAAAACAGACCUGGGAGAACGUUGUCCAGGUGCUGGAGAUGUUUUACACAAUGUACUUCAAAUGUUGGUACGCGACGCAGCUCUGCUCGGUAGAGUACCAUCCUCGCCAGUGACACCAACUGCGCGCGCUGCGCCAUACCCACCAUCACCACAUUCACACCCUCCAACCCCUACUUGGGCAGUUGACGGAUUCCACCAUUUUCAUAGCGCCGCUGCUGCAGCAGCACAGCCAAACUCUGUGACAUUAAGUCCAGCACCCUCAGUUGACAGUUCUGGUAGCCCCCAAAGAGGAGAGGCUAUGAACUACGCCCCUGCAUAUGCUCAACCAGUAUCUGUAACAGCUCAAGCUGUGAGUUCUGGAAGUAAUCACUCGGAUUCUGACGAAGAAGCCCAGUUUUCUGCACCACGGUCACCAAAAGAAACUGCUCUAACAAGCCCUGCACCACAAACCCAUGUGGUGCCACAACAUUCACACUACAGAACUCAGCAUAGGGAAUUCUUUCCAAAUGAUAUGCCUGAAUCUAAUACAAAUGGAAGAUUACUGUGGGAUUUCUUACAACAACUUUUAAAUGACCCAACACAAAGAUACACAAAUUAUAUUGCGUGGAAAAACAGAGAAACAGGCGUUUUUAAAAUUGUCGAUCCUGCUGGAUUGGCUAAGCUUUGGGGUAUUCAGAAAAAUCAUUUGUCAAUGAAUUAUGACAAAAUGUCCCGUGCACUGCGAUAUUAUUAUCGUGUAAAUAUUUUACGAAAAGUACAAGGCGAACGACAUUGUUACCAAUUUCUAAGGAACCCAACUGAAUUGAAAAAUAUUAAAAAUAUUUCUCUUCUAAGACAACAAAUGAGUCCAACUCGGGUUCCACAACAACCUCCCGUAAAAACAGAAAUGAAAGAGGAACGUUGUGAAGAGGACAAUGUUGAUGAAGAUAUGCCGACCGACUUAAGUAUGACGGCAUCCGAGCCCUGGCGGAAGCGAGCGCGUUCCGACCCCGCCCCCGCACCUCACGAUAAACAUCGUAUCAGUGCACUCAUCGGCGAUAAUAUGAUGUUGAAGCGAGAAUCAGAGUAUAACACUGAACAUUAUGCUCUUAAUUUAAAAAGUGAAAAAUGUGAACAAUGAUUUUCAAGGACAUGUGACGCAGAACACUAAUAGUGUGAUUUAUGUUUUAAUUGUGAAAAUUACUCCAGCAAUUAUAUAUCAAGUCAUGUAACUCUCAGAUAUAUCGGUCUUCCUUUAAAGAAUAUAAGUGGAAUUAUCAAAAUAAAAAUAUAUUUAAAAACUGAAAGUGCUUUGAUCAAUUGAUAUGAUUGCUGGAGUUUAGACAGGGUAUGGACCUAAAACGAUGCCUUUGUGCCAAGUGAUUUUUAUCUAAUAGUGUCAAUUACAUAACUAGUUAGAAAAAGGGACAAGAGUUUAUUUGUGUUGAAGUCAUAGAGACUAUAUUAAUGUUUUGUGCAAUGGACAAUUUGUAACAGCUGACUGAAUCUUGCAGUUAUAAAAAAAAAGUUGCCAAAAUCGUCAGCAGCCCUGCGCCUAACCUGCGGUUCGCAGUGAAUUUGCAUUUUUGUAAAUUUAAUUAGUUACAUGUAUGUUUAUUUUUGUUUUUUUUUUUUGCUAGAUUGCUGAAAAUUUAAGAGUCAACAUAGAAUAUCACACGAAAUAUUAUUGUCUUCCAUUGUUUUAUUUUUUUUGGCAAAAAUCAAUUGUAGCAUGUGAAACAUAUUAUUAAAGCUACCACACCUUUAUACCUGUAUUAAAAUUGGUAACUUUUAUUUACAUAGAUUUUUUCAUGUACACUUGUUCUAUAAAUUAUGUUAUUAAUAUAAAUGUUGAAAAGACAAUAAUUUAACUAACCUACCUAAACAAUGCCUUGAAAAAUCAAUCUAAAAUUCCACUGUGAUAAAAAGUAUGAAGUGGUAGUCUUAUAGAAUAUGCUAGGGCUUUUACUCAAUGAUUUCCAGCUACAAUUUUCUGUGAUCUCUUAUAACAAUAUAGGUAAAUAAUGUAAUAGAGCGUAAAAAAUAUCGUGUUUGUAAAUAUUAGGUUAAAUAAGUUAGAUUUUAAGUGAACCAAAAGAGUGUAUGUAUGGUUUGUCAAACAAAAUGUGGAGCUUUAUCAAAGUACCUAGGUAUCAGUAAGAAUAGUUAUGAUCGAGUUUGUAUUUUUACAAUAAUUUCUAUUUGGCGUUAGCCGCAAUUUCCAACUUGUACACAAUACAAAUAAAUAUAAUCUAAAAUAUUGUGUCAGAUUAUAACUUAAAAUAA